Messenger RNA from Parnassius mnemosyne (clouded apollo), 315 nucleotides. Lineage: Eukaryota; Metazoa; Arthropoda; Insecta; Lepidoptera; Papilionidae. The record is from the annotation of a GenBank genome assembly.
AUGACUUACAAAAUACAAUUAAUAAAGAACGUUUUUUUAGGUUUAAUCAUAUUAGGCUUUGCAGAAAAGGUCUGGGCACACGUUGAAAUAGAAGCCGAAGAUUAUUUCUUUCCUUUAGAACCUGUAAUAAAUUUUUGCAAAAUGGCGGAUCAGUGUCAACAUGAUUUCGUUGCGAUUUGUGGGCAGGAUUCCCUUGGUAUAUCGCGGAUGUUCAAUGAUAAUUGUGAUCUAUACGAAUACAAUUGUGAUGAGAAAAAACAAUAUCGUCACGUCAAAAUGGACGUGUGUAAAUAUGAAAUUGCUGUAGCAGAAUAA